This is a messenger RNA of Cervus elaphus (red deer), 681 nucleotides long. RefSeq names its product receptor transporter protein 2 (gene RTP2). Gene Ontology annotation, cellular component: cell surface. The transcript is spliced from 2 exons. The coding region runs from base 10 to 681 and encodes 223 amino acids. NCBI's taxonomy places the organism in Eukaryota, Metazoa, Chordata, Mammalia, Artiodactyla, Cervidae. The record is from RefSeq and is a predicted model, not a curated record. Gene Ontology annotation, biological process: protein targeting to membrane; protein insertion into membrane; detection of chemical stimulus involved in sensory perception of bitter taste. Gene Ontology annotation, molecular function: olfactory receptor binding.
AACAGGACCAUGUGUACUAGCCUGACCACUUGUGAGUGGAAGAAAGUCUUCUAUGAGAAGAUGGAGGUGGCCAAGCCAGCCGAUAGCUGGGAGCUCAUCAUAGACCCCAACCUCAAGCCCAAUGAGCUGGCCCCUGGCUGGAAGCAGUAUCUGGAACAGCAUGCCUCAGGCAGGUUCCACUGCACCUGGUGCUGGCACACCUGGCAGUCAGCCAACGUGGUCAUCCUCUUCCACAUGUACCUGGACCGCGCCCAGCGGGCGGGCUCGGUGCGCAUGCGCGUCUUCAAGCAGCUGUGCUACGAGUGUGGCACGGCGCGGCUGGACGACUCGAGCAUGCUGGAGGAGAACAUCGAGAGCCUGGUGGACAACCUCAUCACCAGCCUGCGCGAGCAGUGCUACGGCGAGGACGGCGGCCAGUACCGCAUCCACGUGGCCAGCCGCCCGGACAGCGGGCCGCACCGCGGCGAGUUCUGCGAGGCCUGCCAGGAGGGCAUCGUGCACUGGAAGCCCAGCGAGAAGCUGCUGGAGGAGGAGGCGACCUUCUCCGGUGCCUCCAAGUUGUGGGCCCGGGAGGGAUCCGGCUACAACUUCUUCUCCCUUCGCUGGUGCCUCUUCUGGGCCUCCCUCUGUUUGCUCGUUGUCUACCUGCAGUUCUCCUUCCAGAGAUCGACCUUCCUUUAG